UCCUACAGCAGCUCUGAGGACAAAAUUCCCAGCCUGCAAUACUUGGGUGCGGGGGUGCGAGCCUCCUUAAAGGAUGAGUGCAGCGUUCGUAGCACCGGCGGGGGAGAGGAACAAGGAGCCUAUCCUGAGGGUCCUCCGGGACUACGUGAGCCCCAGCCAGCCGCAAGUCCAAGUGCUGGAAGUGGCUUCAGGCUCCGGGCAGCACGCGGCCCACUUUGCCCAAAUGAUGCCCAACGUGCUCUGGCAGCCCUCGGAUGUGGAUCCGAAAUGCAUCGAGAGCAUUUCUGAAUUUAUCAGGGCGUUCCGCCUCCCGAAUGUCAAACCACCCAUUUACUUGGAUGCAUCGCGCAGCUGGGAGACGUGGGGCGGCUUGCGCCCGGACUCUCUGGACCUCAUUGUCAACAUCAACAUGAUUCAUAUCUCGGACAUGAGCUGCACGGAGGGUUUGUUCAGAGGAGCAGGAAAGCUGUUAAAGCCUAAAGCGGUGAUGGUCACAUACGGGCCUUAUGCUGUGAAUGGCUGCAUCUACCCACAGAGCAACGUGGACUUUGAUUGCUACUUGAGGCAGAGAAACCCAGCCUGGGGCCUCCGGGACACGGCUUUGCUGCAGCAGCUUGCUGAGAUCAAUAGGAUGUGGCUGGAGAGGAUGGUUGACAUGCCUGCAAACAACAAGUGUCUUGUUUUCCGCAAACACUAAGCCAGCCCAUCCACUUUCUCUGCCAAGGAGAAGGGACCACCAAGGACGGUCAAAGUGUCGCCUGCCAUCGCCAAAUUUGCUCUGUGUCUGUCGUGCUCAAGCCCACCAGGUUUCUAGUAGAUUCUUCGGCUCCUGGGUGAAAAUAGCUCUUGGUGAGAUGGGAAUGAUUUCCUGUAUGAAGAUCUGCAUCAGGAGAGAAAAGCCUUUACAGAGAAUGGAGCUUUGCCCAAAGGUUUCUGGCCAGUGUUGAGCUAGCACAGGGAUGGAGGAGCUGCAGUCCUCCCAAGUGUGCUUGGACUCCCAAUUUCCAUCGGCCCCCAGGCAGCAUGGCCAGGGGAGGAGGCAGAGAUGGAGGGAACUGUGGGCCCAAGCACAUCUGGAGGGCCUGCAGGUCCCCAGCUAGCCCGUUCAUGCUUCAAUUUUGGUAUUCACUGCUGGUUUCGACGGCAUCCAUGUACCCAUCUCAGACCACCUUUGUCUCUUGUGCAUGAUUAUUAUCUUUAGCCUGCUUCAGUGAAGGCUUUGUUUUCAGGGCUUAUUUGAUGGAGACCUCUAUGUCUUUUGACCCUGUACUGUGACUUUUGGGUUAGGGGGGAUUUCGGAGUAGAAAAUAUUAGGGAAUAUGGGAGGAAAGGAAAGCUCAGAAUGACACUUCCCCAAGUAACUGAAGGCUAUUGUGCAGAGCUAGAUGGAUUUGAUGACUAGUACUCUUUACAGUGGAAGAGGCUGGGACUAUUUAUCUUUCCUCCUCCUUCCCACCCCGCCCUCCAAAUUCUGCUGUGUUCCUUUUCUUCCCAUGCUCCUUAGAGCAAAAGUCAAUACCACAAUGUGCCAACAACCCACCCAGUAAAGGAGAAUGGGAACUCUUUGGCCCUUCAGUGGUUGUUGGACUCCAACUCCCAUCAGCCCUAGCCUCCAUGGCCAAUGGUCAGGGGUGAUGGGAGCUGUAGUCCAACAUCAUCUGGAGGGCCACAGGUUAGCCAUCUCCCUGGGCGAAAGAGGUGCAAACCCUCAAUCUCAUCAGCAUCAUUAUUCUGUUUAUGAAGGGGUGGCUGUGGGGGAGACUGUUGUUUUUUAUGGCGAUAUGGAGGCCUGCAGAUUCCUCCCCUGCACUCAUGGUUAGGAUUUUACGCCAUAUGAAUUCUGACAAUACAACACCAGACACAUCCAGAUAAACUGCAUGCUAUGAGAUUGCUGGGGCUGAACCAUUUGGGACUGCAGGUGUGGGUUGCACAAUUGAAUUUCCCCCCACAUCAAAAUUUCCCUGCCCAGGGAAAACUAGGAUGUGAAGGAAAAUGGCACUAUGCUAGCCUUUCCCCCAAAUGUUUUGUUUUCUGAAUUCAAGAGAGUUUUAACAAAGUUGUUAAAAUACUGGGUAUUCAAUAAUGUAAUUCCACACCUGUAUUCUGAAACGCUACCACCCCAAUAACAUCAUACCCACCUGCAUCUGUAGGUUAGCUUACAGUCUAGCAGCUUUAACAUGUCUUCAGCUGAGUAAUUUUUUCCUUCUUUGCCUGUUCCAAGUGUUCCUCAAAAGAGGUAGCGAAUCACUCCAGCACAUCUUUUUAAAAAAAAUCUGUAUGAAGUAAUAGUUCCCUCUAGUGGUGAUCUGUAGAGCAGCAACAAUGUAUAGCUAAGGGUUGAGCUCUUGGGAACAGCAAGGAAGAACUUUGCCGGGGAGAUCUGUGUGGAUGUAGUGCUGUGUGGACUGUGCUGCAUUUGGGUGAAAAUAAAUAUAUUGCUUGGGUA
Messenger RNA from Lacerta agilis (Sand lizard), 2446 nucleotides. RefSeq names its product methyltransferase like 26 (gene METTL26). The record is from RefSeq and is a predicted model, not a curated record. The coding region runs from base 74 to 697 and encodes 207 amino acids. The transcript has 7 exons. Lineage: Eukaryota; Metazoa; Chordata; Lepidosauria; Squamata; Lacertidae.